Molecule: messenger RNA, 2301 nt
Organism: Auanema sp. JU1783
Lineage: Eukaryota; Metazoa; Nematoda; Chromadorea; Rhabditida; Rhabditidae
Source: the annotation of a GenBank genome assembly
UUGCGUGAUGAGACCGCAGAAGAAGAGUAUAACAACCUGGACUCAGAAAUUAAGAACCAAGGGCCUUGGGAGACCCUUGUUAAAGAACUAUGUGAUAAAGUUUGUCCGCCACAUAGACAGAGCAACGAGUUAUUAGAACUCCAGAAUAUACGCCAAGGGGAACUUACUAUCGACGCAUAUGUUCAAAAACUGAGAAGAAAAGCAACAGCAGCCUUCACCGGCAAUGACCCUCUGAAAGAAAAGAUUCUGAAAUCAACAUUCCUCAGAGGACUGAAUAAGAAAAUAAGAAAAGAUGUCAUUAGAAGUGAGCCGACAACAUUCACAGAAGCUAUCAUUAAAGCUCAGAAAGAAGAAGCACUGUGGGCAGAGAGCAACGAUGACCUGCUCAUCAAUGCAGUGCAACAAGCUCUAAAAACUAUAUCUCUUGACCGGGACGAAGAAGAGAUAGAGCGAAGAGCUUUUGAGAGAGGAGUCCAAUACGAAAAAAACUGUGGGCGAGAGGAAGCUAUGAACGAUUCCUUCGUAAACUAUACCCAACAUCACAAUGGCAGGAGACCAUUUUACUCCAACCACGGUCGUAAUGAAUAUCCGCAAAGAACUGGUCAACAGUAUCCUCAACGGCGAUACUAUGACCAAAGAAGAGAACCGUACCGCAACGAACAACGAAAUCCUUUCAACUCCAGAAGAACAGAUUUCCAGCGCAGCCGUUCUCGACCCGGAGACAACAGAAGAGGAAGGGAUUUCUCCCGUCCAGAGCCACACGUACGAUUGAUAAAAUGGAAAACCAUUGUUGGCAUUGAGAUUCCUGGUGAACCCCUACAGUGUAAAACCAUUGUAGGGUUGCGACCUUUGUACAAUUUCUUGAAGAGUAUUGAUAAGGGAAAAUUGGGUUUCGAUACAUUCAUGCUUCUAUCUGACACUCUCAUGAUGUGGGAAAACAGUGUGCAACCAAAACUCCAAUCUGUUUAUGGAACGCGUUCAGCAUCACCAAUUGAAGAUAAUGCGAAAUGUAAUCUAUGUCUGACCGACAGACCGAAAACAACACCAGUAGAUAGGGAUUACUUUGCUAGUGUCAAUCAUGUUGUUGUGGAUUAUCAUUUCCAACAUCAAUACAUACCACCAGUUCAUCCGUUAUAUGAUGUUCGCUUCAUAACUGAUUUCGAUCAUGAUACUGAAAAAUUAGAAUAUUUGAUGAUUUUAAGUAAAAUGAAAUUUCAUAAAUUUUCCAUCUUGCCCGAAGCUUUUUUAGAGAGAAAUGAGUUCUUAAUUGACUUGUUUGAGAGAAUGCAAUCAUUAGCUGAAAUCACAAAAGAUUUUGUUCAAAGAAAAGUUCUCGAACGAUAUAAAUACUUGCCCUUAUUUUUCUAUGAAGACGAUAUGAAUUUAGAGAAUAAAUGUGUUGUAGAUUUUAUGCAUCUCGCUAUCAUAGUUAAGUAUUAUCAUCUUCUGCAACGUUAUCCACCGCAUCUUAGGGAGAAUGUAUUAUCAAAAAGAGAUAAUAUGCUUCAAGGAGUUGCAAAGAAGAAACGAAAUAAUAAUUCUGGUAGAGGAUUAGUUUUCUAUGAAUGGUUCUUAACACUUAUGAAGAGAUAUACUACGCAUAAUGAGAAAAUUCGAAAUGAUGAGCAUAAUUCUAAAAAGAAAUGCCCGUUACCUGCAUUCUUACCAUUCAUCGGCAUUGAAAGGAAUGCUGAGUUUUUCGCUGCACUUACCGGUUAUGGAAUUCGUCAUAAUGCUGUAUCUGAUACAAGUUCAACGACAACAGAAUCAUCGGUAGAGCAAAGUGAUUGCGAAACGGAAGGAUCUGAAGUUGUGGAUACGUUCGAAUACAGUGCACCAAGCGAUUUCAUCCUAGACACUUCCGAACACGAAUCUCAUCGAAAUGAUCUUCGUGCUAGUCUAGAGAAUUAUAAAGCAAGGGAUGAGAUUUUUCGAGUUCAAAUUCAGAAAACAUUAGAUGAUCUCGAGCCUUCGCAUAAUUUUUUGGUUGAAAAGCUGAAGCUAUUCACGAUGGAUCCGGACAGCUUUACCACUCCUGCUGAUCGAAGUGGCAUGAAUUCUAUCCAUGCACACGUACAUAUAUCUGAUCCACCCUCUCGUAUUAUGGAACGUGCAGAGAAGCCCGUUACUGAGAGGCCUCCUAUUUUGAAGAAAUAUCUCAGAAGCUGUCAAGAUUCUUUUGUUCAAAAGUAUGCUGAACGUCUUGCUUUAGUUUACCGAUUAAGGAAAGAACAGGAAGAGAAAGAGCAAGCGAAAACUGGCGAAGAGGGUGGAGAGUUUGAGGAAAGAGAGAUCCAAUAA